GGCGCCAAUCGUACACGACAUCCCACAAGUAGGGUUUGUAUUUGACAGUUGAACCAUGACGAAAUCCGGGCAAAUGUUUCAAGUCCAGCAUGAUACUGACUGCUCCGUGAUCGUGCGUCGAAGAUGAGCUUCCAAAACUUAGACAGUGUGGUCGAACCUAUUUGUGCGAGCAAGCCGCCCUUGGGAUCCACACCGCCGAAAUGCGCCCUACCCUCGAUUCUACUCCAGUCUCAUCCGUUGAUGAUCACGCAUGAACUCUCGGGGAUUGAAGAAGAGCCACAGACCCCGAUUGAGACGCCGAGUGCGUCCAAAUUGGAUAUCUCGCUCAAGCGACCGUCCCUCUCGAUUCUUCCGCCGGCGGAAGAUGUGCGGUUUGAACUCAUGUCAGAUGAUGAUAGCGGUUCCACCACGGCCCCGGUCGUGGCUGGAGAGGGUUAUUCCACUGCCAUGCGUGGUCGGUUCUUUUCCUUUGGCAAUGCCAACAACGCUCGACCGCAUUUGGGUAGCACGGCUUCCACGGCCCGACGUCAUCGAUACUCCCGACAGCAUACGGUAAGCGGGGGUGAUUCGGUCUUGUCCCGGCUAGAGUUCGCCCCCAUGUUCCAUCGUGCCAUAUCCAGAACCUAUACCUUGACGUCCAACGCCUCGUCGUCCAUUCCGGUGGAGGAGUGGCGGCCCAUCUUUGACAAACUAGACCGCGAAUCCGACGGGAUCGUGGACGGGAAAAUCCCGAUGAAUAAAUUCCGCAAGAUCUUGGAGGACGACCCGAUUUGGAUGGAGACCGUGCCUGCCGAUGUGCAGGAGAAGAUCCUCAACACCGUGGACAAGAACAAUGAUGGUGUCAUUGACUAUGACGAGUUCAUCGAGUUGGUGAAAGGUAACGAGUUCGGUUUCGGGCGGCAUAAACGCCGUGCGUUUCGCGAGUUGCUCAAACAGACCGCGGAGUUCAUAGUGCCCUACAAGUAUUCGUAUCAGAACCAGUAUUCGUGUUCACCCCCACCCGUGUUUAUGGUGGCCAUCUCGUUGCUCCAAGUGAUUAUCUUCACGUACAACUCCGCAGUGAUGUUCAAAGAAAUCGGCUACAUCGGUGUCAAUGGGCCUGUGCCAUAUUGUUCGAAUCUCAUCUACAAUCCGGACAAACGCCACCAAAUCUGGCGAUAUAUCACUUACAUGUUCAUUCAUGCCGGCCUGUUUCAUGUCAGCUUCAACGUUCUCGUUCAACUCGUAUUAGGCAUUCCCCUAGAAAUGGUGCACGGUUGGUGGCGAGUAAUGUUGGUCUACGUUUCUGGAGUAUUGGCGGGCUCUCUGUGGACCAGUGCGAUUCGACCCAGUGUGUACCUGUCCGGAGCAAGUGGAGGCGUGUAUGCCCUUAUCACCGCCCAUCUCGGGACGGUCAUCAUGAACUUCAGAGAGAUGACUUGUCCUUGGACCCGAAUCUUUGUCGUCUGUAUUGUCACCUUCACGGAUGUUAUCGUGUACAUCUACGAUACCUACAUAGUAGGUCAUGAGAAUCCCAUCAGUUAUCCAGCCCACAUCUCGGGUGCGGCCACGGGAUUGUUGGUGGGCAUCACUUGUCUCAAAAAUCUCCAAUGGGAGACACAUGAGCGAUACAUCUGGGCAUUCAGUGUGUUCACAUUCCUCAUCUUGAUGUUGGUGGCCAUUGUCUGGAAUGUCGCUUUUCCCAGUCACUUUCCCGGAUUGCCAUUUCCCGUGCCUUGCGUGUCUGAACACGAGUUGUAGAUGUAUGAUAGCAAAAAGAGUCUGUGUGCUUGAUUUGUGAGUUUGCUCUUUUUCUAUUUUAACGAGUCAACGAGCCAAACAGCCUCUAUUGGAAAUAUUUGAUUAUCUCGAAAAUAAAAGAUUGGAGACCAUGACGAAGACAA
Molecule: messenger RNA, 1883 nt
Organism: Tigriopus californicus
Lineage: Eukaryota; Metazoa; Arthropoda; Copepoda; Harpacticoida; Harpacticidae
Product: rhomboid-related protein 2-like
Cellular component (GO): membrane
Molecular function (GO): serine-type endopeptidase activity; calcium ion binding
Source: RefSeq, a predicted model, not a curated record